Melitaea cinxia (Glanville fritillary) is the source of this 1826-nucleotide messenger RNA. It is a transcript of the gene Lcch3, whose product is annotated as gamma-aminobutyric acid receptor subunit beta-like. Gene Ontology annotation, cellular component: GABA-A receptor complex; synapse; neuron projection. Gene Ontology annotation, biological process: chemical synaptic transmission; signal transduction; regulation of membrane potential. The coding region runs from base 1 to 1479 and encodes 492 amino acids. Gene Ontology annotation, molecular function: GABA-A receptor activity; neurotransmitter receptor activity; extracellular ligand-gated monoatomic ion channel activity. Lineage: Eukaryota; Metazoa; Arthropoda; Insecta; Lepidoptera; Nymphalidae. The transcript has 10 exons. The record is from RefSeq and is a predicted model, not a curated record.
AUGAGCGCGAGUCGGAACCCUCCCGCGCGUUCAGCUCGCCUGCACGCGCGCUACUUACCACGGCUUAUGUUUAUUUUCCUGCUGUUUCUUUCUUUAGUACAAGCCCAACCUGAGCGUGCUGUGGCAUUUGAUCACUUGGAGAACGUCACUCAUACGGUUACCCGGAUUCUCGACGGCUACGAUAUCCGUCUACGUCCUAACUUUGGCGGCAAUCCGCUUUACGUCGGCAUGGAUUUAACCAUUGCUAGUUUCGACGCUAUAUCCGAAGUUAACAUGGACUAUACAAUAACCCUUUAUCUAAAUCAAUAUUGGAAGGAUGAAAGGCUGGCUUUCGGUUUACAAGAAGAGGUCCUUACCUUAUCCGGAGACUUUGCUGAUAAAAUUUGGGUGCCGGAUACAUUCUUUGCAAAUGAUAAGAAUAGUUUUCUCCACGAUGUAACGGAACGUAACAAGCUGGUACGCCUCGGCGGCGACGGAAGCGUGACUUACGGCAUGCGUUUCACGGCCACCCUCGCUUGCAUGAUGGACUUGCAUUACUACCCCCUUGAUAGCCAGAACUGCACCGUCGAGAUUGAAAGCUAUGGCUACACAGUAUCAGACGUGGUGAUGUAUUGGAAGGAAACACCAGUACGAGGUGUCGAAGAUGCUGAACUGCCGCAAUUUAGUAUUCUGGGACAUGAGACUAAUGACAGAAAGGAGAAGUUGGCUACAGGCGUUUAUCAACGAUUAUCUCUCAGCUUUAAGUUACGCAGGAAUAUUGGAUACUUUGUAUUCCAAACCUACCUUCCAAGUAUUUUGAUUGUAAUGCUAUCUUGGGUAUCAUUUUGGAUUAACCAUGAGGCUACUUCGGCUAGAGUAGCUUUAGGUAUCACAACUGUUCUUACGAUGACUACUAUAAGCACAGGAGUGCGAAGCAGUCUGCCCCGCAUAUCUUAUGUGAAGGCAAUCGAUAUCUACCUUGUUAUGUGCUUCGUAUUUGUAUUUGCUGCGUUACUCGAAUACGCCGCAGUUAAUUACACGUACUGGGGUGCUCGAGCAAGAAAACGAGCCAAAUUAAAAAACCGCGAGCAAAUCUCUACUAGCACUAGUAUGGAUAAGGAAUUCAAAUCCAGCGGUGCUCACUCCCCCGAAGAGAUUAUAGCACUGCGUGAGUACACGACUACCGCUGGUCGCGUGUCGCCGCUACCAAGCCUCCGGUCCCGACCGCUACCACCGACCACCGGCGCACCACCGUCGCUGCGGCUACAAAGGGAUUACACCAACCUGCGCUAUCGAACACGACCACAUUCGAGAAAUUCAAGAAAUGGAACCAACAAACCAAGAAUGAUACAUGCCCUGAAACGCGGCGCCACCGUAAUAAAAUCUUCGAUGCCCAAGAUACGUGACGUAAAUGUCAUUGACACGUAUUCCCGCGUGAUAUUUCCUAUCUGCUUUUUAAUUUUUAACACUAUCUAUUGGUUAUUUUACAUAUUCGAGUAACUCCUACUCGAAUAUGUAAAUACAUUCAUCUUCAUGUAAGAACCUAGAUAAAAUUUAACUUUUAAAUCUUGCAGGCGUUAAAGAAUUCAAUAUCUAUUUAUUACAUGUUUAAAUUUAUUCGUGUAUAAAGUAGAAAUACAAGCUUCUUACGUAGACGUAUGUAUAUGCCCUGAUAUUAUUGUCUCGAUUUGUGUCUAAUUCUGAAGCUACAAAGGUAACAAUAAUACAAAAUACUUCGUAACACACGCACGAAUAAAAAGAAAAUAUAUCGACGCUUGAAAGGCAACCCUUACUAAGCGACAUUCAGUAAACUUUACAGGAGAGCGAUUUAAAGUACAAAUAUAAAU